Mangifera indica (mango) is the source of this 597-nucleotide messenger RNA. RefSeq names its product LOB domain-containing protein 27-like. Lineage: Eukaryota; Viridiplantae; Streptophyta; Magnoliopsida; Sapindales; Anacardiaceae. The transcript has 2 exons. The record is from RefSeq and is a predicted model, not a curated record. Bases 1 to 597 code for a protein of 198 amino acids.
AUGACCAUAAAAGGAGGCACAAAACAAGCUUGUGCCGCAUGUAAAUAUCUAAGGAGAAAAUGUGCCCUGGACUGCCCUCUUGCUCGGUACUUCCCAGCCAAUCAACAGAAGAUGUUUCUGAAUGCUCACCGCCUUUUUGGGGUGUCGAAUAUAGGGAGAAUCUUAAAAAAAGUUGAGGAUGAUAAGAGAGAUGAGGCUAUGAGAACCAUCAUUUUUGAGGCGAAUAUAAGGGCUAAGGAUCGUGUUCAUGGAUGUUGGGGGAUUAUUUGUCAUCUUCAACAUAUUAUACAAUCAGCCAUGGAUGAGGUUCGGUUGGUGAAGGCAGCAGUGGCAAAAUGCAGGGAGUUUAACCAAUAUCAAGUAGGUUCAAGUGGUAAUGUUGUUAAUUUGGGGCAAAAUAAUGAUUUGUAUGCAGAAAGCAAUGAAAAUUUUAUGAAGCAAAAUGAUUUAAGGGUUGAACAAGACCCUUUUUAUGAGGGUGCUGAAGAUUUUCCAAUGACAGUUCCCCAGGAUUAUGAUGAUAAUUUACCACCACCUGGUCUUGAUGAUGACAACAAAGAAACUUCAAGCAGUGAGGAAUCAAAGGAUGCUAUAUAA